AUGGUGAACAGUCAUGAAACAAGUAAUCCUUCUGAAAAUGCAAAAGUACAGGGAAGGAAAAUGUAUUGGGUAUUAGUCACGCUGUGUAUAACUGCAAGCGUGGGGGGAAGAUCAGUGGGGUUUCUGUUGGGUAGAUAUUACUUCCAGCAAGGAGGUCAUAGCUAUUGGCUCAGAACGCUUUUAACUUCUGUGGGUUCUCCAUUGCUAAUUCUCCCACUGCUCUGCAAUGGACCAACACAGUAUUCCACUUUGCCCACCCUAUCUAUCAAAAUCAAAUAUCUCAGCAUUUGUACAGUACUGGGCGUUUUAUUGGCGGCUAAUAACUUUCUCUACUCGCUGGGCUUUUAUUACCUGCCCGUCUCAACCUUCGCUCUUCUCUGCGCCACUCAGCUGGCCUUCACAGCGGUAUUCUCAAUCCUCAUAGUGAAGCAGAGAAUAACCCAUUACAUUCUAAAUUCAUUAGUACUGAUUACGUUAGGAGCAGUUUUACUGGGCAUCCAAGCCAAGGGCGAAACGACUAAAGAAGUUAAAAGUGGGGAAUAUAAAUGGGGAAUUUUUUCCACCAUUUUAGCAUCCGCACUGGCUGGAUUCAUUCAUCCGGUAUUACAGUUUGUCUUCAACAAGUUGGAGAAGCGCAGCUUUGCAAUGGUGGUGGAAACGCAGGCGUUGAUGUACAUGGCGGCGGGGUGUGUUGCAGUGGUGGGAUUGAUGUGCAGUGGUGAUUUUAAAGACAUAAGUAAAGAAGCGCAGCAGUUUCGGGCAGGAGAGAGAGGGUAUGUUUUUACUCUGUUAUGGUCUGGCAUAAGCUGGCAAAUAGGUUUUGUGGGAACUUACGCACUGGUUUCCAUGGUGUCUUCCUUGUUUUCAAUGGUGGUCAGCACUUUAACGCUGCCAGUUAUUCCAGUCUUAGCUUUGUUUGUCUUCGACGAAAAAAUAAAUUUGUUGAAGGUGAUUGGAAUGGUUUCAGCGAUUUGGGGUUUUGUUUCGUAUGCGUAUGGUGGGUAUAAAGAGUCCAAAAAGGCCGAGAAGGAUCCAUUGCCGGCCUCUCCAGUAUAG
Messenger RNA from Cryptomeria japonica (Japanese cedar), 1056 nucleotides. RefSeq names its product probable purine permease 11. Lineage: Eukaryota; Viridiplantae; Streptophyta; Pinopsida; Cupressales; Cupressaceae. Gene Ontology annotation, cellular component: membrane. Gene Ontology annotation, molecular function: purine nucleoside transmembrane transporter activity. The transcript has 2 exons. The record is from RefSeq and is a predicted model, not a curated record. The coding region runs from base 1 to 1056 and encodes 351 amino acids.